Musa acuminata AAA Group (dessert banana) is the source of this 883-nucleotide messenger RNA. RefSeq lists its product as uncharacterized. Bases 14 to 736 code for a protein of 240 amino acids. NCBI's taxonomy places the organism in Eukaryota, Viridiplantae, Streptophyta, Magnoliopsida, Zingiberales, Musaceae. The transcript has 2 exons. The record is from RefSeq and is a predicted model, not a curated record. Gene Ontology annotation, molecular function: protein binding; mRNA binding.
CACCCCUUCCGAAAUGAGGCGAGCUUGGGCGGCGGGGCUGCCGCUUCGGUCAGCUAUGGUUCGCCGCCUCACGCCCCAGUCGCCCAUCUCCACUUCGACCCUUCCCCCUCCGCUAAAACCCUCGGCCGCCCUCACCGAAGACGAGGUCGCCGAGAUCCGCAGCCUCGUCCCCCGCCUCUGCGACGCCGACCGCCACGAUGCCGCCGUCCGGCUCCUCACCACCGCCCUCCUCACCGACACCCCGAUCGAUGUCCUCCCGAUCGCCGUCCUCGCCGAACGCGUUUCCUCGCUACCCGAUAUGGUCGCCGCCAUGUCCUUCCUCACCGCCCUCCGCUGCCACCCCCGCUGCCACUCCCCUCUCCCCUUCUGCUCCGCCCUUCUCUCGUCCUAUUUCCGCGGCCGCCGCUUUAAAGAGCCCGCCAAGGUCCUGUCUUGGCUUCUCCGGCCGGAUUCCCCCUGCCGGCCGGACGCCGCGGUCUACGGGAUCGCGGUAGAAGGCUUUUGCAAGCUCCGGAGGAUGCUCGCGGCGCUGCGGGCGAUGAAGGAGAUGGUGGCGGAUGGGAUUUCGCCUGGAAGCGAGCUGCGGGUGUCAGUUUACAUGGGAUUGCUGCGGGAGGCUCGGAUCGAUGAGGCCCGGGAGUUGGAUGCCGCACUGAAGGCUGUCGAGGAGGGUGGUGAAGGAUUCGAUAGUGCUUUGGGGUUGCUUGACAGGAUCAUCAGGGAGUGGGAGGAGUGAUCGACUAUGCUAUAUGUGUUCCAGAUCCACUCAUGUUGAUCUCCAACUCUCUGCUUACUGAUAGAAGGCUCAUUCAAAAUGCAGAAUGCCUCCUGGUGAUGACAACAGGAACUCAAAGGCUCUUUCUAAAGGUGAUGGAUAAUUAAU